Alosa sapidissima (American shad) is the source of this 2064-nucleotide messenger RNA. RefSeq names its product chemokine (C-X-C motif) ligand 14 (gene cxcl14). NCBI's taxonomy places the organism in Eukaryota, Metazoa, Chordata, Actinopteri, Clupeiformes, Clupeidae. Gene Ontology annotation, cellular component: extracellular region. The record is from RefSeq and is a predicted model, not a curated record. The coding region runs from base 216 to 515 and encodes 99 amino acids. Gene Ontology annotation, molecular function: chemokine activity. The transcript is spliced from 4 exons. Gene Ontology annotation, biological process: cell chemotaxis; antimicrobial humoral immune response mediated by antimicrobial peptide.
AAAGGAUUCAUCAGAUUGCAAACGGCACACGGAACCUGCCGUUCUCACCGAGCGCACUUCACUGCACAAAGCCUUCUGCUGAGAGCGAGGGAGAAAAGAGAAAGAGAGGCGUCGCCAAAACGUUUUUAUUGAGGAUAUAGCCACUUCAGACCAGUUCAGAAGCGAAAGGGAGAACCGAUAGACAUCAGAAAACAACACUUGAAAGGAGCGCGAGGAUGAGUCGCUGCACGGCCGCGCUACUUUUGUUGGUCAUAGCAAUCUACUCACUCAACACAGAAGCAUACAAAUGCAGGUGCACAAGAAAAGGCCCUAAGAUCCGCUACAAGGACGUUCAGAAGCUGGAGAUCAAACCAAAACACCCCUUCUGCCAGGAGAAGAUGAUAUUUGUGACCAUGGAGAAUGUGUCCCGCUUCAAAGGCCAAGAGUACUGCCUGCACCCCAGGCUCCAGAGUACCAAAAAUCUGGUUAAGUGGUUCAAGAUCUGGAAGGACAAGCACAGGGUGUAUGAGGCCUGAGAUGUCCAGCGACCCGUUGUUCAGUGGCAGAGGGACUGGGGACUAGCAGUGGUCUAGUUUGUUCCAGGUGACACACAAAACAUCUCUGCAAGCAACCGCUGCAGUCCCAGUGGGCAAGAGUGACCAAUCCAGUUUAUUUUCUUUCCUUUGGCGGCCACCACGGCAGGGUGCCUCCCAUGCAGUGUAAAUUCAGCUGAAUUUCUCCACAUUCACCUCCCUCCUCGGGCUCGAGGCUACUACAGCCACCUAUCUCCUGUGUGUAAGUGUGUAUGAGGUUGGUGUGUGAAUCGCUGCUUUGUCAAGCUAAACAUGGGAAGACCCUAAGUCUGCUCUGUAGUGUGUGAUUGGUGUAGGAGAUGGUUAGCCCCUUUGGAUCACAUCUCUUUUCUUGGGCUGUAACAGUACAUCUCGUAGCAUUUAAAGGGUCCCACAAUUCAUAAACAUUUGGGGAGCAUAUUACUGUGUGCUAGGGUACUAGCCCAAAGUAUCAAGAACAUAGUUCGAAAUUGGACUAGGGGAUCAUUAUUUUAACUAUUCAGCUUCAUUUUCUGAUUUCACUUCAUGGCCAGGCCAACCAAUACAUAUCCUUAAUAAAGUUGACAGGUGGGUGCAUUUAUAAUCAGUAGAGGGCUAUAGAAUUAAGAAACAGCUAUCAAUACAAAUGUGUUCUUCUUGUGUGUAAAUAGAUAUUCAUUGACAUGACAUUAUUCUGUGUGCCAUGCAAAAAAAGCAGUUGUAAAAGUGUUUUGCUAUUUUGUGAUGUGUUCCGUUUCACAAGUUCACCAUGCUGUAGCUGGUUACAAGGCCUCAUCAGCAGUAUAAAAGGAACUUUUAGAUUUCUAAUCAGCAUGGAUCUUAGUACCUAUCGUAGCCCUACAUGCAGUAUGUUCUCUUGCACCACUGGCUUAAUGUAUUAGGAAAAAGGCAAUGUGUAAUAGCAUUCUAUAGCACAGUAAACAGAACACUCUAUUUUAAUACAUAGGGGAAAAUAGAAGGGUAAACUUCUCAUAAAAAACGAAAAACAUCAUUCCAAGGGGAGUCCAGAAAAGCUCAAAUGUCAGCACAAACUCCUUCCGAGGCCUUCACUUCUGAAAAUGUGUUUACAAUUGACCAGUGAGCAUUCUCCUCCGUAAAGACCACUCGGUGUCCACAACAUGGUGGACUACCAAACAGGGCCUCCUCUAUGAGGGUCUCCUGUUUUUGAGCUGUUUGUUUUUAAGGCAUUUGGUAUACUGGCAGUUAUAUGUUCCACUUAAUGGAAUGUGUACACCUCUGUCAUUUCUUCUUGUAUAUCUUAUAUAUGUGUAAAUGAAUACAAAAACUUGUAUAGACCUCUUAGUCUGUGAUAAUGAACACAACUCGUAUAAGACCUCUUAGUGUAAUGUAUAAUUUCUUCUUUUUGAGUUAUUGUUGUUUUUACUAUUUAAAUGUUCAAUAACAGAAAUGUAUGAGUUUCUGUGUACGGACUGACCCAGCAAACACAGCUUUCAGUUGCAUUCCAAGGAGUGUAAUCAGUGAACAAGCACAGCAAUAAAAUGAUUUGAAACAA